Molecule: messenger RNA, 3209 nt
Organism: Drosophila albomicans
Lineage: Eukaryota; Metazoa; Arthropoda; Insecta; Diptera; Drosophilidae
Exons: 8
Coding region: 658-1644 (328 amino acids)
Molecular function (GO): protein binding; DNA binding
Source: RefSeq, a predicted model, not a curated record
UCACACCUUUUGUAGGUCGGCCGGGAAAGUAGUAAACAAGCAAAAAACAAUGGCCAAAGCAGUGUUUACAAAUCAAAUUACUGAUUACAUUAUUGAAAAUGUUCAGGCUGCCGAGUUUAUGUGGAAUCACGCAAGUCCGCUAUAUAAAUUGAAAAGUAUGAAAAGUGAUUUUUGGAUGAAGCUAACGAAGGAAAUCAACGCCAAAUUCCACCCAACCGUACAGCUGAGUCAAGGUGACAUUUCUCGAAAAUGGAACAAUCUCAAAUCCUAUUAUACGUUUGAAAGUCAAAAAGUCAUGAAAGCUAAACAAUGUGAAUUUGCACCUGAAACAUUUGAAGUUGAUUGGAAAAAUAAGUCCAAAAUGGAUUUUCUAGCGAAGACAUUAUCGCCACAAAUCGCGCCAAGCAAGAGAAUCAGAAGAUGCGAAAGAGACGAGCAUAUGCAUCAAAUUAAUAAUCGAUAGAGAUAGUGAUGCAACACCAUUCUGCUACAAUUGAUGUUAUCGUUCUUUUUUUAAUAUCGAUGUACGAAGGUAUCGAUGUUUUUAAUGGCUAUUAAGAAAAUUUUCUUAGCUGCCUCAAUAGUUAGUUGCAGCAAUCGUGUAAUUUGUUUAUCUGCUGCUGCGUAGCUUUUGAUCUUUUCUUAAAAUAGUGAAAGAUGAGUAGAGCUCAGCACGUCAAUGGUUUAACAAUUCAAGAAAAGCUGCAAAUUAUUACAGCUGUAAAUAACAAAGUCAAUAAAAAUAUUCUGUGUGCAAAAUAUGGCUGUGACAAAUCAACAAUUUACCGGAUUAUGAAGAGACAAACUGAAAUUCAAAAAUAUUCAGAAGUAUCUGAAUUAAAGCGAAAACGGCAACGAAAAGGUGUCCAUGACUUGGUAGAGGAAGAGCUUUAUAAAUGGUUCAAAGAACAGGAUUCAAACAACCUUGAUCAGCGUACACUUUUAGCAAAGGCCAAAGAAUUUUGUGUUAAGUUCAACGAUGACUACGAACCCAGUGUCAACUGGCUUUGGCGCUGGCGAAAGCGUCACAACAUUAAAUGCAGAAAAAGUCAUAGCUCAAAUGAUUCCUCACUUACAGCAAAUUUAUCAAUUUGUGACCCUCUAGCAGUUCCUCCUAAUUGGGAAAGUGCUACUAAACCAGACGCUGCGGAUGAUGAAUACUUCAAUAAUAGCAAUUUUGAGUCACAAGAUGAAUCCUGGUCAGGUGAUACUGGAACCCAGUCGUCAUUUCAAGUGCCAGAGCUUGCCAUUGAUGUAGAGGAAGAAAAAUACAGCGAAACUUUAAAAAGAACAGAGAGUACUCAGAAAAUGGAGGAUCGACAUACAGCCAGUCUAGACAAUGCACAUUCCUCAUCUCAUCUACCAGUUUUAACGUCCGAUGAAGAAGAACAAAAAUCGAAUAUUAAUACCUACAAGCGACAUCGGAAAACAACAGACAGACUGGCAACGAUGGUGGCAAAUCUUAUAGAGCAUCAAAAUACUUUGUUCACACAGCGUCCAAAUCAGCAAUCGUCCCUGCAACAUCCUGAAAUGUACGCAUUUUGGGAUAGCAUAAUCAAAGACAUACCUCCGGAAGCAUUGCCGGAAAUCAAAUUUGAAGUAACGGCAGUAUUACACUCAAUUUAUAAAAAAUAUAAAAACUAAAUAGUUGAUAAAAUUGGCAACAAGUAAAAUAGGCAUCCUGUUAUCUAUAUAUUUAUAUAAUUUGAGUCUUCCCUAUUGGUAUCUGCUUUAAAUACGUUCGAAUGGUCAUAUUUCAGAAACAAAUUAAAAAUUGCAACUUAAGUGCACCUAACGAAAAUACCAAAAUGAAAAAGCGUUUAUUUUUUUUCGGUAUUUAUAUAAAACGCAAGACAGCUCACAAUCAGCUGUUUUUUGUUUAUAUUUGCUUGGCGUGAAUUGUCGUUUAUUGGCUGUGGAUAAAUAUAAUUAUAAAUAAUAAAUAUAACAAAUGAAAAACUCAGUAUGAAUUUACUAGAUUUGGAUGAUGAUUCCCUUAGUUGUUUAUUACAUCAUUUGCCCAUAGAGGAUCAUAUGAACUUUGCCAAAGUUUGUCAACGAUUCCAUCGCAUUUGGGAGGAUUACAAAUGUUGGAUUUACAAGCGAAUGGAACUGGGAAGUACAUCAGACAAGGGCUUCAAACAAGAGUUGAUUUUACUGCACCAUACAGCAGAUUAUGUGAAGAAUUUAAUUGUGAAUCUAAAUAGAAAAUUCGAAUGGAAUAAAAUAUACAUGGCAAAAUUUCUGAAUAUGCUGAAGAGAAUGCAUACUCUGGAGCGUCUUAUACUGUGGUUAAAAGACGACGAGCCUUAUGAAGUACUCGAGACUAUAAUUCGCACCCUUGAGCACCUGCCGAACAUAAAGUGCAUUGCAACCUAUCAAGACAAUGAAGUUGUGGAUAUUUUGUAUCAGUUUGAUGAUUAUGAGGAUUUCCUGAAAGAAUCCAAAAUGAGUAGAAAUCCAAUGAUUGAACCUAUCUAUUCCCAUACCAAAAUACGCCUUUUGGUAUUAAACAACGCCCCCAUUAAAGAAACACUUGCCGAUCUCGCCCAGCACUCAAAACGCAUCAAGGAACUUAGUUUUCGGAUGACGCAAAAGGCUGAAGAAUAUUCUCCACUCGCUGAGUUGCCAAAUCUACGUGUGCUACAGAUCUUUGGGCAUUAUGGUGAUGAUUGCCCGGACUUAAUGCCUUUAGUUACUGCUCUAUCCUCAAAGCUAUUACACCAACUAUCAUCACUGACGAUUCAUGUGCCUGGCCUGGGAUACGAUGAGACUGCAGAAAUUAUACGCAUUGAGGGAUUACAAAGAUUGGACUGCCAUUUUAGCGAGCUUCGCUGCCUCGAAUUGUUAAAGCAUCUUAAAGUGAUUACAUAUCUUUUUAUUAGAGUAGCUCAUACCGAAAAUAUUGACAAUCUAGUCUUGACAAUUAUUGAACAUUGUCCAACGCUACUUGUUAUACAAAUUGAUUCGCCCAAUUUAAGCCGCAGUAUUAUUCCAAAGGCAUUGAAAGUGCUGCAAAAGCUGCGAAAUUCAAAGGAUCAAAGCCCACUGAGACUAAUGUUCGGGAAAAACCCAGUACAACUUGAUGCAGACACGAGAGAGUACUUGAGAGUUUUCUGGUAAACACAAUAUGUUUGACAUUUCGCCAAUGCUGUGAAUAUUUAAAAUAUAAGUUUGUUGAAUAAAGUGUGUUAACAUUUUUUUUAAAA